UGCGUCACAAUCUGAGCCCCGCAUAGAUAAUUUCACGAAGGGACAAUCUCGUAAAUAGGGGCCAACAAAUUACAAAAUUGGUAAUUUCAGCCCUCUAUUUUACCAGAGUUUUACCCUCACAUUUACUAGCCAACAUGUUCAUUUUCACCUUCUCCCUAACCCUCGCGCCGCAAGUUUUUAACGACCCUCUUCAUGGACGACCUCUUCACCGUCGACGAUUUCCCUUACCACGUGGCCCCCUUUCCCGACGCCUCUGACCUCCUUUACGCCCAUCCCACGCCGGGUUUUCACCCUCCCGACGUCGCCGACCACCGCCGGCUUCUCAACCCCACGCCACAGAAGCUCCGCCCCAUCCGGAGCCUCGACCGGUCUUCUUCCCCGCCGGACCUUGAGAUUCCUGAGAAUGGAGGGCUCGCCGGACCGUCUGACGAUGUGGGUUACCUUUGUCAUCAGUCAAGUCAGAACCCUGAGUUUCUGGAUCAGCGAGUUGUGUCUUGCGAGGAGCUGAGGAAAGAAGCUUCCGAUGAUGUCGUCGGAAAUGACUGCCUCCAGACGGAGAAUCCGGCAGUGCUCCGGCCGUGUCAUACUUGUGAACCGAAGCAGGAACCUGGUUCAUCUUGGGACAAUGAUGGUGAUUCGUCUGAAAGUGUGGAAGAAGCCGGGAGUGGAAAGAAAAGAGAAAAGACAAUGAUGAAGUUUGAAGCUUUUCUAGAAAAUUUGGCGAUGAAGGUUAUGGAGAAGCAAGAGCAGAUGCAUAAGCAACUGCUGGAUAUGAUAGAAAAGAAAGAAAGGGAAAGAGCUAUGAGAGAAGAAGCUUGGAAGCAAAAGGAGAUGGAAAGGAGUAAAAAGGAUGAGGAGGCCAGAGCUCAAGAAAAAUCUAACAACCUAGCUCUCAUAUCAUUAAUUCAGAAUUUACUGGGCCAUGAAAUUCAAAUCCCCCAACCGGCAGCAACCAGCUCAAGAGAAGAGGAUGAAGGUGAAGCGAACAUCCAAAAGGAUUUCAAGAAUGAUCAGAGUAAUAAUAGAUGGCCAGAAGCUGAAGUACAAGCACUCAUAACUCUAAGAACUUCUUCAGAACACAAAUUUCAAGGGAUGGGAUCCAAAGUAUCUUUAUGGGAGGAGAUAUCUAAAGCAAUGCAUAAUAUGGGUUACAAUCGUUCUGCAAAGAAGUGCAAGGAGAAAUGGGAAAACAUCAAUAAGUAUUAUAAGAGAACAAUGGAGAGUGGGAAGAAGCGCCGGCUAAACAGUAAAGCUUGCCCAUACUUCGAUGAGUUAGACAUUCUAUACCGAAAUCGGCUCCCAAAUAUUGGGAAAGCCUUUAGCGAUACCUCAAUGUCAUCAAAGACUGAAAAGGAGUAAAGUAAGAGCUGAUUCUCAUAAAUAUGGUAUUUUUUUUCAGUUUACUGCUGUUUCAUAUUCAUUCAGUCAGAUAUUUUUGGCAAUAAUCUUAGUAAUGAAUAUGAAGCAGGAAACAUGUUAGUCUCAGAUUUUGCGGUGGUCGUCCAUUUAUCCACUCUCGGUGUUCUAUGCAAGAGUUUGGAUUCUUGCUUAGGUUGGUUGUGCCUAUCAUGCCAUUUAUUGAACUCCACUUGCAAGUUAAGUUGACGUUGUGAAGAUUAACGUCAACAUUGUGUGAUUCUGAUGUGGUGGCCUUAGCCCCAUUAUAUAUGUAUGAGUGGUUUCUCCAUUAUAAAUCUGUAUCAUUGAUUUUUUUGGUCCUGCUGAGGCUCACUCUUCAUUCUUGUC
Messenger RNA from Neltuma alba, 1746 nucleotides. Its product is annotated as trihelix transcription factor GTL1-like. The coding region runs from base 193 to 1359 and encodes 388 amino acids. NCBI's taxonomy places the organism in Eukaryota, Viridiplantae, Streptophyta, Magnoliopsida, Fabales, Fabaceae. The transcript has 2 exons. The record is from RefSeq and is a predicted model, not a curated record.